UGAGCUUUUGCAGCUAUAUAUACACAUUUUCUCUUUACCACAAUAAACCAAUAUCAAAGCUCAACUCACCCUCAAAACCAGUCAUGGCUACGAGCUCAACCCUUUCUCUACUACCCCAUCUCUUCUCACUAGCCCUCCUCCUCUGCAUUUCCCUCGUCCAAGGUCUCAACCCAAAAUGUGACACAUCGGACCAAGGCUCAACCCUCCAAGUCUUCCACGUUUCCAGCCCAUGCUCCCCGUUCAGGCCCUCAGAGCCACUGUCAUGGGAGGAGAGUGUGCUCCAAAUGCAGGCCAAAGACCAGGCCAGGCUCCAAUACUUUUCCAGCUUGGUGGGCACUGGCAGGAAAUCUUUCGUGCCGGUUGCCUCUGGCCGGCAGAUUAUACAGAGCCCCACGUAUAUUGUGAGGGCCAAGGUUGGAACACCAGCCCAGACCUUCCUCUUGGCCAUGGACACCAGCAAUGAUGCUGCCUGGAUACCUUGCACCGGCUGUUUAGGGUGCUCAUCAGCAUUUUUUGCCGCUGACAAGUCCACUAGUUUCAAGACCCUCGGUUGCCAAGCACCUCAGUGCAAGCAGGUACCUAAACCCACUUGCACUGCCAACGCGUGUAGUUUCAACUUGACCUACGGCGGCUCCUCCAUAGCGGCUAACCUGUCACAGGACAACAUCACCCUAGCCGAUGACUCCAUCCCUUACUACACCUUCGGUUGCAUACAGAAAACCACGGGCAGUUCGGUGCCACCACAGGGACUCUUGGGUCUGGGUCGAGGGCCACUCUCACUUCUUUCCCAGACUCACAACCUCUACAAAUCUACAUUUUCAUACUGCUUACCUAGCUUCAAGUCCCCCAAUUUCUCUGGGUCUUUGAGGCUCGGGACCGUCGGGCAGCCAAUAAGACUUAAGUACACUCCCUUGCUCAAAAACCCUAGAAGAUCUUCACUGUACUAUGUGAAACUAGUUGCAAUAAAGGUUGGACGGAAAGUCGUCGACAUUCCACCUAGUGCUUUGGCGUUCAAUCCCACAACUGGGGCAGGGACCGUCAUUGAUUCUGGCACUGUGUUUACCAGGCUUGUCGAGCCGGCGUACGUCGCGGUGAGAAACGAGUUCCGGAGGCGAGUCAAGAACGUAAACGUGAUAUCUCUAGGUGGCUUCGACACAUGCUACUCGGGCAACAUUGUUGCGCCCACAGUAACAUUCAUGUUCCCAGGGUUAAAUAUGAGUCUCGGAGCAGACAACCUUUUGAUCCACAGCACAGCGGGCAGCAUCUCAUGCUUGGCCAUGGCAGCGGCACCCGACAACGUCAACUCGGUGCUUAAUGUGAUAGCCAAUAUGCAACAACAGAACCACCGUGUGCUUUUCGACGUGCCCAACUCGAGGCUUGGCGUCUCCCGUGAGCGCUGCACCUAAUUUAUUAAUUAAUUUUGUUGGGUUCUUAUGCCUCUCAGGUCGUGAUUAGCGGUGGAGUGUGCUGUGCAUUUUGGUGCUCUCUCUCUCUUUUUUUUUUUUUUUUUUUAAGAUUUGUUUAGAUUUGUCUUUGUACAAAUCUUUCUGGGUUUAUCUCUUAACUGUUUAAAUGGCUUGGGUCAGUACGUAGUAUAUCCAUGUUGAAGUGAUCAUGACUGUAGCUUUGUGCUGGUUGUGUCGCGCAUUCUAUGUAGCGGUACUCAAUGUUUUGUAUUUUAAGUGGAUGGUUACUUUUAGUAGAUAACGUGCGAUGUCACGGGUGAUAUAUUUGCCAGACUUCCAUGGCUUUUGCUUUCAAA
Carya illinoinensis is the source of this 1762-nucleotide messenger RNA. Its product is annotated as aspartyl protease AED3-like. NCBI's taxonomy places the organism in Eukaryota, Viridiplantae, Streptophyta, Magnoliopsida, Fagales, Juglandaceae. The transcript is spliced from 3 exons. Gene Ontology annotation, molecular function: aspartic-type endopeptidase activity. The record is from RefSeq and is a predicted model, not a curated record. Gene Ontology annotation, biological process: proteolysis. The coding region runs from base 84 to 1406 and encodes 440 amino acids.